Messenger RNA from Fraxinus pennsylvanica, 417 nucleotides. NCBI's taxonomy places the organism in Eukaryota, Viridiplantae, Streptophyta, Magnoliopsida, Lamiales, Oleaceae. The record is from the annotation of a GenBank genome assembly.
AUGCAUUGCGAAAAGAUGAAAUCAAAAGCCAUGCAGAUUGCUGCUCGUGUAGAAGGAGUGACCUCAUUGACUAUAGAAAAGGAAAAUGAUAAAAUGGUUGUAAUUGGAGAAGGAAUUGAUGUUGCUUGCUUGGUUUUGUCUCUCAGGAAGAAAUUUUGUUUUGUUGAAAUUGAAACUGUGGAAGAAGUCAAGCCACCGCCUCCUCCACCGCCUCCUCCACCCAAGUGUCCACCCAAGUGUCCACAGUCCCCUCCACCAUGUCCACCACCGUGCCCCCCUCCACCAUGUCAACCAUGCCCGCCUAAGCCAUGUCCACCACUGUGCCGGCUUCCGCCAUGUACACGGCCAUGUCCGUCCCAAACAUGUUAUGGAUGUCAAGACUAUGAUUUUAAUCCACCUAAUUGCUUCAUCAUGUGA